Messenger RNA from Phyllotreta striolata, 4473 nucleotides. The record is from the annotation of a GenBank genome assembly. Lineage: Eukaryota; Metazoa; Arthropoda; Insecta; Coleoptera; Chrysomelidae.
UAGUAACUUUUAUGCGAGGUUGGCAGACUUGCGUCAGCCACGUAAGUUUGACAAAUCAUUGACGUUUACGAAAAUGUCCAACAAGAUUUUUCACAAAAAAAUGUUUAGUGCGGCGAAUUUCAACUGAAUUUCGGAUUUAGGACUAAUUUAAUUAAAUGUCAAUUUCAACAUCGCGAUGACAGACAGACGCCCGAACGGCUUCCCAUCGCUCCGACAGGCCCCGCCGAUCGACCAAUUCAACGGGGCCCAUUCGUCGCAGUCGUCGCGAAGCUCGUCGCCCAACAGCAGGGCGAUACCGGCGUCCCAAUUGCCCCCGUCCAGGCCGCCUCUCGCGCUGGCAUCGCCUUCGAAACACCCCCCAGGGCCGCUGCCUACGAGCGCCCCGAUCGGCCCGUCGAACAUCAACAGCAACCCUUCGGGGGGCUCGAUAGAAAAAUUCGCGCCCGUAGUGAACGAUAACAGUGCGAACAUAAACGCGCAGCACUUGAUUCUCGAUGGAAACGUGCGAUGGAAACGAGCGACCUACGAUCAAUACUCGAACAGCGAGUUUGGUGCGAAUCCGAUCGAAAAUCGCUCGGUAGGGGUAGCUAAAAGUUCUAACGAGAUUCCGGCGAGGACGGCGUCGUCGUAUUUCGGGGAAGCGCCCGCGAAACAGCCGCUCGUAGAUGUACAAUCCACGUUCAACAGAAAUGUGCCUGCGAAUCCGGUUCGAUCGAGCCACGGUCCGUAUUCCAACGAUACAGCUCAGGUUAUACAGCCACAUGUAAAUUCGCAAUUGGCCAAGGACGAAGUCGUUACGAAAAUUCCGCUGAACGCGAGCGUUCCGAGCGAUCCGAUCGGGUAUCGAUCGCAGACUAGUUUUAAUAGAAACGCGCCGGCUACGAUGAAUUCCAAUAGGAUGCCAUACGGCGGGGUGUACAGCCACUCUACGAACGUGACCCAACAGAUGGGCGCUUUGAAAAUCGACCAAAAUCGAGCGAGAAUCGACAACAGCGCGCCGUUUUACGGCAACAGCGCCAACCAAAUUCGACCUGCCUACAACCAAAACGUGCCGCAAGCGCCUGCGAACGUCGUUCGAACGACCUACGAUGCCAAUAGACGACCGCCGUUGCCUCAAAACAGCCUGAAUUCGCCUCAGAUCGUCCCGAAUUCGCCUCAGAUCGUCCCGAAUUCGCCCCAAAACGGCCCGAAUCUCGCCUACAACCAACCGCCCAAAGUCAAUCUGCACUCGCAUCGCUACCCGACGCCCUUCGGCGACCACGCGCCCCACCACUACGAGCAACAAUUCGACCUGCUCCAACAACCGAACGUGUUACCACCGAUCAAAGAACCGCCGCCGGCGAUCCGCCUCCUCGAUCAGACCAACGUCGAAGCGAACUGCAGCCCCGAUCUGUUCCGAUGCACCAUCACCAACGUGCCGGAGAGCGCUUCGCUGCUGCAAAAAUCCCGCCUGCCGUUCGGCCUGUUGAUCCACCCGUUUCGAGACCUCGCCCAUCUGCCGGUCAUCCAAUGCAACGUGAUCGUCCGCUGUCGGGCCUGUCGCACCUACAUCAAUCCCUUCGUGACGUUCUCGGACGCGAAACGCUGGAAGUGCAACCUGUGCUACAGGAUCAACGAGCUGCCCGAGGAGUUCCAGUACGAUCCGUUGACGAAGACCUACGGCGAUCCGAGCCGAAGGCCGGAGAUACGAUCGAGCACGUUGGAGUACAUCGCGCCGGCCGAGUACAUGCUGAGACCGCCCCAGCCGGCCGUCUAUUUGUAUCUGUUGGACCUGUCGAGGGCCGCGGCGGAGACGGGGUAUUUGAGUACGGUGUGCGAGGUGCUGUUGGAGGAGUUGGGCGGCGUGCCGGGCGACGCCCGCACCCAAAUCGGAUUCGUCGGGUUCGAUUCGGCGUUGCAUUUUUAUUCGAUGAGCGAGGGCGCCAAUCAACCGCACGAAAUGACGGUGAUGGACGUCGACGACGCCUUCAUACCGACGCCCGACGAUCUGCUGGUGAACCUGCACGAUCGCCAGGACCUGAUCGUCGAUCUGCUGCGACUCCUUCCGCGCCGAUUCGCCCGUACAACGAACACCAGCAGCUGCUUGGGGGCCGCCCUGCAAGCGGCCUACAAACUGACCGCCUCCACCGGCGGCAGGAUCACCGUAUUCGCCGCCUCGUUGCCCGACACGGGCCCCGGCAAAUUGAUCAACAGAGAAUCGACCAACGGGGAGCUCACCGACGCAUCGAAGCUGAAUCCGGCCAACGAUUUCUACAAGAAAAUGGCGCUCGAAUGCAGCGCCCAGCAGAUAGCCGUCGAUCUGUUCGUGCUCGGCGAUCGCCACGUGGAUUUGGCGACGAUCAGCGGCGUCAGCCGCUUCACCGGCGGCCAAAUCCAACGUCAUCCGUUGCUCGACGGCGGCGGCGGCGUCGCGACGCGCGGCAAUUUCGCGCGAUCCUUUCGACGCUACGUCACGCGCAAGAUCGGCUUCGAAGCGGUGAUGCGCGUGCGCUGCAACCGAGGAUUGUCGGUCCAUUCGUUCCACGGGAACUUCUUCGUCAGAUCCACCGAUUUGCUGUCGUUGCCCAACGUCAAUCCCGAUUCGGGAUUCGCCAUGCAAAUCACCAUCGACGAGGCUCUAAACGACAUUCGAACGGCUUGUUUCCAAUGCGCUUUGCUCUAUACGUCGAGCAAAGGCGAGCGGCGCAUACGAGUGCACACUUUGUGCUUGCCGAUCGUUAAAAGUUUAACCGAAGUGAUCAAUUCGGCGGAUCAAGAGUGCGUGGUGGGUUUGUUGGCCAAGAUGGCGGUCGAUAGGAGUCUGACGAGCGGUUUGAUGGACGCUCGCGAGGCCUUCAUCAACGCGGUAAUCGACGUUUUGGGGGCGUAUAAAGUGAGUUUGAACGCGGGCGCGGCGCCGAGCGGGUUACCGGCGCCCGAUCGUCUGAAAUUAUUACCUUUGUACGUGAUGAGUUUGCUGAAGAACCGCGCGUUUCGCAACGAUCGCUCGAUCAAACUCGACGAACGGUUGUGCAAGAUGAUGGAGAUGAAAACGAAGCCUUUGUAUAUGCUGAUGUUGGAGAUUUAUCCCGAUUUGUAUGCGAUCGAUGAUUUGUAUAACCAACCGGUUGUUAGUACGGAUGACGGUGAGGAGGUUAACGUGCCGGUUAGAUUGCAAUUGACGGCGCGUUGUUUGCGCAACGACGGGAUAUUUUUGAUGGAUUCCGGCGAGAAAAUGUUGAUAUUAGUAUGCCCGAACGCUUCGCCGGACACCUUAAAACAAAUGUUCGAUGUUUCGAAUCUGAAGAGCUUAGUAAGUAGUUCGGAUGUACCGGAAUUGGAGAACGAUGUCAAUCGGAGAUUACGUAAGUUUAUCGAUUAUUUGAACGAGGAUAGGCCGUUUAGAGCCGCUUUAGAGGUGAUUAGAGACGAUAGUCCGAAUAGAGGGGAGUUCUUCGAGCGAUUGGUGGAGGAUAGAGGGGAGAACGCGCUGUCGUAUUACGAAUUUUUGCAGCACGUGAAGACUCAGGUGAAAUAAAAAUUGUAGGUUUCGUUUGUUCUCUAUUUAAAAUGGAAGGAUUGUUGUACGAUCGAUUGUUGACUAUGAAUUUAUUUAAAAAUUUUUUGAUCUUUUACAUGAACAAAGGCCAAAAAAAAAAUACUGAAAGAACUGAAUAAAUCCCGCGGAAAAAAUUAAACACCACAGUAAACUUUAGUAAGUUGGAAUCGAACUAACCUGAUAUUGUAAUUUAUUUGAGAAGAAUCAAAGAAAGCGAUGGUUUGUCGAGUUUGUAAUAGGACUCCGAUAAAAUAAGACUUUUUUUUAAAGUGUAGUUUAUUAUUUGUUUGUUUUUUUUUUUGAUUUAUUGUACUAUAUGAGAAAUUAUUGCUUGUACGUCGGUGUAAUAAAAGUAAUUGUUAAGGGUCAGUUUUUGUUUAGUUUUAUCUUAUUGUCCUUUAUUAUAUUUGUACAAUAUAAUUUUGAUUUUUUACCAAACGCAGGCCUUUUAAUACGCAUGACUGGAUCAUAAUGAAGGUGUUUAAUUGAGUAAUUAAUACAGGGUGUUAAUUAAUUGAGUGUCGAUACUUCAAGAUGUUUUUUUCUAAAACUAACACCCUGUAUAUAGCAGUAAUAUCGUGAAAUCAUGUUUUUAAAAUCAUGAAGAAAUAUUUACCAUUAUUUUAAAUUAUACAGAGUGGCUCAAAUUCAUUUUGUUGUCUCCUUUAUUAUCCUAAAAAGUUCUAAAUAAUUAUGGAAAAAGUCCCUGGAGAUAUUAUAAGACUUUGCUAUUAAUAGACAACUAUAUGAGAAAGUCCAGAGUAUCUAAAGGAUAUUCUGGAUAAAAUAAUAUACAUAUAGCUCGGAUAACUGGAUAAAAUCAACUCCGCGAAUAAAUACAAUAUUCUAUUUCGCAAAUAUUGCUGGCACAUAUUUAAAUAUUUAUUAAUUUAAUAUUACAAAGUUUUUUAAAAUAAAAUUUGAUAUCUUUAAAC